This is a messenger RNA of Mitosporidium daphniae, 201 nucleotides long. RefSeq lists its product as uncharacterized. The record is from RefSeq and is a predicted model, not a curated record. The transcript is spliced from 2 exons. Lineage: Eukaryota; Fungi; Microsporidia. Bases 1 to 201 code for a protein of 66 amino acids.
AUGGUCGAUAACGACAAUGUAUCGCCAACAUUGGGUCCAGUUGUUAGCCCGGAAAGAGCGGAAACAUCCAGAACCAGCAAUGACAACAUACAUGCCGACCUACGAAAAAAAGCUGUUCGCGAGCUUCUUGAAACGGAACGAACUUAUGUGAGUCAACUGGAUGUGCUUCAGAGAUCGAGUGCGAUAGCGAAAAAUCGAUAA